This is a messenger RNA of Lingula anatina, 5696 nucleotides long. RefSeq lists its product as uncharacterized. Gene Ontology annotation, molecular function: chitin binding; calcium ion binding. The record is from RefSeq and is a predicted model, not a curated record. NCBI's taxonomy places the organism in Eukaryota, Metazoa, Brachiopoda, Lingulata, Lingulida, Lingulidae. Gene Ontology annotation, cellular component: extracellular region.
AUGGAGGCAGCUGUUAUGACGGGAAGAACAGUUACACCUGUGUCUGUCCUCCGAGAUACGUGGGUGUCAACUGUGAGAUGGUUGCACUUUGCUUCUUGUCCUAUGUUAGAUACACACCCGUGUGCCUUACAGCCGUGUAAAAAUGGCGGAGAGUGUAUUGCAAUCGGGGAUGAUUAUGAAUGCAGGUGUCUACGCGGUUACGAAGGACCUCAUUGCGAAAUCGAUACAGACGAAUGUCUGUCCAACCCGUGCCAGAAUGGAGGCACGUGCAGUGAUGAGAUUGGAUACUAUUCUUGUCAAUGUGUACAGGGCUAUGAGGGAAUAAACUGUGAAAUAGAUAUCGAUGAUUGCUCUCCAAAUCCCUGUGUUCACGCCGUCAGAUGCACGGAUCUGGUCGGAACCUUUGCCUGUGAAUGUCUACCAGGUUACACGGGGAGAUAUUGCGAAAUAGUUUUUGAAGUAUGUGAAGACAAUCUUUGUCGUAAUGGCGCCACGUGCACUGAUGACGUGGACGGAUAUCGCUGUAUCUGUCCUCCUGGGUAUACUGGACGCUACUGUGGUGAAGAUAUUGACGAAUGCGCCACUUCCCCGUGUCAAAACGAGGCAACUUGCACGGACUUAGUCAACGGCUAUAGCUGCUCUUGUGUAGACGGCUACACGGGGAAAGACUGCGAACAAGAAAUAGACGAAUGUGCGUCCAACCCAUGCGUCUACGCUGUAAGGUGCAACGAUCUACGUGAUGGCUACGAGUGCGACUGCUUUCCCGGCUACACGGGAAUUAAUUGUGAAACAGAGAUCGAGGAGUGCAGUUCUGCUCCCUGCCAGAACAGUGGAACAUGUGUAGAGGAGAUAGGAAGAUACAGGUGUCUCUGUACACCUGGCUUCACGGGGAUAAACUGUGAACAAGACGUGGACGAAUGUGCAUCCUCUCCUUGUCACGAUGGCGCAUGCGUAGAUCAGGUCAACGGCUAUCUGUGUAUCUGUCCGCCAGGAAUAACAGGGACCAACUGUGAGAAUGAUAUAGACGAGUGUGAGGAGAACCCGUGUGAACAUGGCGGAGCCUGUAUCAAUACCAUAGGUAGCUACAGAUGUCAGUGCCCCUUGGGAUACGGCGGAGUUCACUGUGAAAUAGAUGUUGACGAGUGUGCCAGUGCGCCCUGUCUGCACGGCUCAACCUGCGUGGACGGUGUGGGCAGAUACCAGUGUGUCUGUACUCCGGGAUACACGGGGGUACACUGUCAACAAGAUAUAAACGAGUGUGCCUCUCAACCGUGUCAAAAUGAUGGCACCUGUCAUGAUAGGGUCAAUGGCUACUUGUGCACAUGCCCGGAUGGGUACACGGGAGUUAACUGUGAAGAGGAAGUAGACGAAUGUCUCUCCCAGCCGUGUAGAAAUGGCGGCACGUGUGUUGACCAGGUCAAUGGUUACCGGUGUUUGUGUCAGCGAGGGUUUGCUGGCCCUGACUGCGGCAUAGAUAUUGAUGAAUGCGCGUCUGCUCCUUGUCAGCAUGGAGGCUCGUGUGUGGACGAGGUUGGACAGUACAGAUGUAUUUGUCCACCAGGAAUUAUAGGCCCCAAUUGUGAACAAGAUGUGAACGAGUGUGCAUCAGACCCCUGCAUUAACGGCGGUAUCUGCACUAAUCUACAGAAUAUGUUCCAGUGCGCAUGCCCGCCGGGUUUUACCGGAACACGAUGCCAAAUAGAUAUUGAUGAGUGCUCGUCUUUACCCUGUGAAAAUGGCGGUCAGUGCGAGGACGGGGUCAAUGAGUACAAAUGUCAAUGUCCACGUGGUUACGCUGGUAUAAACUGUGAACAAGAGGUCGUUGAGUGCGACUCGAAUCCUUGUCAGAACGGGGGCCGCUGUGUGGAUGGCAUUGACGAGUACCAGUGUGUCUGCCUCCCAGGCUUUACGGGCAGCAACUGCCAGAUAAAUGUGGACGAGUGUCAGUCGGAGCCCUGUCAAGAGGGAGGCUCAUGCGUGGACCAGGUCAACGGGUAUAACUGCAUUUGUCCAUCAGGAUAUGGAGGCAUCCACUGCGAGAUAGUGACUGAUGAGUGCCUGUCUCAACCAUGUCAGAACGGUGGUACAUGUGUGGAUGGGGACGGACAGUACACAUGCCUCUGUGUAGAGGGUUACAUUGGCGUCAACUGCCAACUAGAGCGUGACGAGUGUGACACCAGACCUUGCCAGAAUGGCGGGCGGUGCGUAGAUGCCUUCAAUGCCUACACCUGCGUCUGUCUCCCUGGUUACGUCGGAUUGAACUGUCAAACAGAAAUUAACGAGUGUGAGUCAGAGCCGUGCCAACAUGGCGGCAGGUGCGUGGAUGAGGUCAACCGGUACAGGUGCCAGUGUCGUCAGGGUUAUAUUGGCAGGCAGUGUCAGACAGAGCUAAACGAAUGCUUGUCCUCUCCGUGUCAAAAUGGCGGCACGUGUAACGAUGAGGUUAACGGCUACACGUGCAACUGUAUUCCGGGGUAUGAAGGCGUUAACUGCCAGAUAGAUCGUGACGAGUGCGCCUCGGAGCCGUGUCAGAACGGCGGCGUAUGUGAAGAUGACAUAAAUGGAUACACGUGUCGCUGUCUUGGUGGCUACACAGGUGUGAAUUGUCAGAUAGGAGUAAACGAAUGUGCCUCGCUUCCGUGUCAGAAUGGCGGGGAGUGUGUGGACGGCGUGAACAGAUACACGUGUAUUUGUCCAGCAGGUUAUGCUGGCAGGGACUGUCAAGUUGAUAUAAAUGAAUGUCAGUCAGCGCCGUGCCAGAACGGGGCCAGGUGUUUAAAUGAAAUCAACAAGUACACGUGUCUGUGUCCGCCAGGGUACGUUGGUGUCAACUGCCAAUCAGAAAUCAACGAGUGCGACUCGUCACCUUGUCAAAAUGGCGGCAGGUGCACUGACGGUGUCAACAGGUAUGACUGCACGUGUCGCGCCGGGUACUCGGGGGUCAACUGUCAGAAAGAAACAGACGAGUGUGCCUCCAAUCCCUGUCAGAAUGAUGCCCGGUGUGUGGAUGGGUUAAACAGAUACCAGUGUUUAUGUGUACCGGGAUAUACUGGUGUCAGGUGUGAGACAGAUAUAAACGACUGUGACCCGUCCCCGUGUGUCAACGGCGGGAACUGCACGGACUUGGUGAACGGAUACAGCUGUUUGUGCCGGGAAGGCUUCACGGGAAGACGCUGUCAGAUUGAUAUCAAUGAGUGUGCGUCGGCGCCAUGUUUGAAUGGCGGAGUCUGUCGAGACCAGGUGAACGGCUACACGUGCUUCUGUCCAGCCGGCUUCACGGGGCUCAAGUGUGAAACCAAUAUUGAUGAGUGUGCAUCCAAUCCUUGCCAGAAUGGUGCCACCUGUAAGGACGGCAUCGCGUUCUACACCUGCACGUGUGCUCUAGGAUUUACCGGCGUCCAUUGUGAAACGGAUAUCAACGAGUGUGCCUCAGACCCCUGCCUCAACGGUGCCACGUGCCUGGAUCUCAUUGGAAAGUACCAGUGCGCAUGCGUCUUGGGAUACACUGGAAUAAAUUGUGAAACGGAUAUAAAUGAAUGCGCAUCUAACCCUUGUCAGCAUGACGGGACGUGUUUUGACGAGAUCGGUUACUACACCUGUACCUGCGUCCCUGGAUACACAGGGCUCAGCUGUGAGACAGACAUCAAUGAAUGCGAAUCAGCUCCGUGUCAAAAUGGGGGCACGUGCAAUGACCUGGUCAACAUGUACACGUGCGAUUGUCCACCCAUGGUCACUGGAAUUAACUGCGAGAUAGUGUGGGUAGAAGUGCCCAUAUGCCCCGCACCCAACGGCACGUUCCGGCACCCACUUCGCUGCAACGAGUUCUACACUUGCGCAGUAGAUUUCGUAGUUCUCCAUGACAACCCUUGUCCACAUGGAAUGCACUACGACAACGUGACUGGCAGGUGCGCGUCACCAGAGGCGGUGCUCUGUGACGUCAUGGCAAUGCACGUCCGACAGGUUAUGAGGAAUCGAACAGAGCCGCCGCCGUGCGAGGUAAAAGGAAACCCCAACAACUGUGGUGGUUACCUGGUGGCGUGCUAUGACGAGGUGAACGACACCAUGAUAGACGUGGAAUACGUUUGUCCUGUGGGGUUGUUGUUCAAUGAGAACACCAGCAAGUGUGAAGAAGAUACUACUAUACGCUGUAAAAACAGGACCAUACACAAGAAUCCAAUAUGCCGCGCUCCUAAUGGUAACUGGGAGGAGCCGUUGAACUGCAGAGACUUUGUCACGUGUGAAGAUUACCAAGUUUACAGGAACAGACCGUGUGCCAGAGGUCUUAUGUAUGUGGAGUCCAAAAACUGGUGUGACUGGCCGUGGAACGUCAAGUGUCAUAAUCGGCCCAUACUGCCGCUGCCACCGGUGGAGAAGCCAAAGCCCAAACCCAAGCCAGGGUGCCCUUAUGACAUGAGCGACCCUCCAGCACCGCCCAGCACAGGGCUAGAUGGUUACCCUGUGUGUCCGGGCUCGGAAGGAAUCUACAAACAUCCCGUUGCCUGCAAUCAGUACAUGACCUGUGUCGGUUUCGAGGUUGUCCAGAUUCAUGAGUGCCCGGGACGAACACAGCUCUAUGAUUGGCUGACAAAGCAGUGUACUGACGAGCCAGUCUGCUGUACCUACGAAUCGGAAGCGCUUGUACCUGAACCUGAUGAGCCCCUGUGCAGGGUUUUGCCGGAUAACAGUAACUGCGGUGGCUACAGGGUCAUCUGUCCUGAGGGGGUGGUGGUCAACUUUGACUGCCCAGGGGACCUCAAGUUCAGGGCCGGGAAGAAAAUAUGUGACCUCCCUCAGAAUGUUGACUGUGGUCGUAGGCUUGACCAUGGCAAACUGUGCCAGAAACCCAGUGGAAAUUUUCCGGAGCCCGGCGACUGCAGCACCUUCCUCUCUUGCGAUGGGUAUAUGAUCCAAAGAGGGCGCCUGUGUCCUCCGGGACUUCUCUUCAAUCCUAAAGCUGGAGCCUGUGACUGGCCUGAUAAAGUGGACUGUCCGUACAGAUAAAUAUAUUACAUCAGCGCACCCGGGCGGAUCCAGGAGUUUUUUCUUUUUGAGAUUGAGGACACAAGUAACAAACUAUUUGCCUCGCUUAGCAGAUAUAAAACAACAGACGAGGCAAAUAUGUUGUUAUAGGAAGGGCACACUGGUCGAAAGACAGCUUUCUUUUUGGGGGGUGGGGGGAAAGGAAUGGCUUAAACGCUCUAGGGUCACGUGACCAAGAUGUGGCCUUCCCUGGAUCCGCCACUACGGUCAUAUUAAAUGUGGAUGAAUUUUAAUUUUUGUUUUAAAACUUUGAUUUACUGCUGUUGUUCACUUUGUAAAAAAAUAUUGUUGAUGCCGAUGAACUCAUCGGUCGCUCAUCCAUUUUAAAACAUAUUUUGUCUCUGUAAAUCUUCAUUUUAUGAAAAGUACUAUUAUAUGAGGCGAAGUCUGCUCUUUUAUUUUUGUCAGGAAAAUCAAAUCGUACAAACAUUGCUGUACUGCUGCAAUACAGGCUUCCACAUGCAAGCAUCGAAGGAUCUCUAAUAAUAUGUCACAUCUUUAACAGAAAAACAAAGUAACUAAGAUUUAGUGAAAAGCAUACAUAAUUGUAUAUUCAAAUUAGGAUCUGUGGCAAAUGCCAAAUUGCUUACAAACAUUCCAUUUACAGAAAUUGGUUCCUAUAUUGGGUUUCAAAAUAAAUGGUUAUAUUUUAUCAA